AUGAAGACCAAUGCCGAGCAUGUCGACUUGAUCAUCAACGGCGACCCAGUAUCGUCCGAUGACCAGCGUCCUGUCAUAGAUCCCGCGACAAAUCGACGCCUGUGGACCUACUCAAGUGCCACCACUACUCAUGCCGUGCAAGCUGUGGAGUCGGCCAGCAUCGCCCUGCAGUCAUGGUCUGCUGUCAAUGUGCGAAAACGGGCAGAGAUCCUUCAGCGCGCUGCCGACUUAAUGCUGCAACAUCAAGAAGAACUUAAGCAGACCAUGAUGUCCGAAGUCGGUGCAGAUGAUGCCUUUGUGGACUUCAACAUCCAUGCGACUGUAAAGCAGCUGCGCGACCUUGCUGGACGGGCAGUUACUAUCCAGGGGAAAUCGCCCUCAGUCGAAGAUGACGGUAGGAGUGCUCUGGUUCUGAAGGCUCCCUAUGGAGUAGUCCUCGGCAUCGCACCGUGGAACGCCCCAUACAUCCUCGGAACGCGAUCUUUCGCAGCGGCGCUGGUGAUGGGUAACACAGCGGUUGUGAAGGGAUCGGAGAUGUCUCCGAAGUCCUUCAAAUUGAUCGUUGAUAUCUUCUACGAGGCCGGCCUCCCGCCUGGGUGCUUGAACCUCAUAUUUGUUGCACCCGAGCAUGCUUCUGCAGUGACGACGGCGCUCAUAAAACACUCAGCCAUAGCAAAGAUAAGCUUCACCGGCAGUACAGCCAUAGGUCGAGUCAUUGCACGCAUGGCUGCCGAGUGCCUGAAGCCUGUACUCCUCGAACUUGGAGGCAAAGCUUCCGCAAUUGUUUUUCAAGAUGCAGAUCUUGCGAAGGCGGCCAAAGAGAUCUUGAUUGGGGGCCUGUUGCACUCAGGUCAGGUAUGUAUGGCAACCGAACGCGUUCUCGUCGAAGCCUCGAUCGCGUCAAAGUUCACGCAAGUGCUGCAGGACACCUUUGCGGCACUGAAGGCUGAUCGCAACCUUGCAUGGAUUGGCAAUCCCAUCCUGAUCUCGAACGCUGCAUCUCAGAAGACCCGGUCGCUCGUCUCUGACGCGCUGCGUAAGGGUGCAACAAGUCUACUACAGCAGGCAAUUGACAAGAGCACAAAUGAAGAGCACUCACCUCUUCAGCCUGCAAUCUUGGGCAAUGUUAAAGACGAUAUGGACAUUUACUACCAAGAAUCGUUCGGGCCCAUUCUGACUGUGCAUACGUUCGCGUCGGAAGCAGAAGCGUUACGCAUAGCAAAUGACACAGAGUACGGUCUGGUGGGAGCAAUCUUUACCAAUGAUUUGCGGAAAGCGCUUCGAAUUGCGAAGGGCUAUCGCACGGGCGCGGUGCACAUCAACUCGAUGUCCAUUCAUGAUGAGGCGAGCCUGCCGCAUGGCGGCACAAAAGCCAGCGGCUACGGCAGGUUUAACGCUGAUGAAGGCUUGAUGGAAUGGGUACAGACCAAAGUCAUCACAUGGGAUAAUUGA
Cyphellophora attinorum is the source of this 1452-nucleotide messenger RNA. Its product is annotated as Salicylaldehyde dehydrogenase. The record is from RefSeq and is a predicted model, not a curated record. Lineage: Eukaryota; Fungi; Ascomycota; Eurotiomycetes; Chaetothyriales; Cyphellophoraceae. Bases 1 to 1452 code for a protein of 483 amino acids. The transcript has 3 exons. Gene Ontology annotation, molecular function: succinate-semialdehyde dehydrogenase (NAD+) activity.